Molecule: messenger RNA, 890 nt
Organism: Aspergillus versicolor CBS 583.65
Lineage: Eukaryota; Fungi; Ascomycota; Eurotiomycetes; Eurotiales; Aspergillaceae
Exons: 1
Coding region: 435-842 (135 amino acids)
Biological process (GO): biosynthetic process
Molecular function (GO): pyridoxal phosphate binding
Source: RefSeq, a predicted model, not a curated record
UAAGUACAUAUUUUAGAACUUUUGCGCAUCUUCUGAUCUACUGUCCAGGUCGCUGCUACACCCGUGAGGUUCUCGAGGCCUAUAUGGGGUUCUGUCAAAAGCACAAUCUCCAUCUCAUAACCGACGAGAGCUAUGCUCUCUCCACCUGAAAGAACCCAGAUUUCCCGAUUGCCCUGGUUUCGAAUCCGUCCUUUCCAUCAAGAAAGACGGUCUAAUUGACCCAAGCCUCGUGCAUGUUCUGUGGGGAAUGAGCAAGGUACGAAGUCCGCUUCUCCAGAUUUGAUCGGAUAUAGUGACUGGUAUAGGACUUCGGCUCCAAUGAAAUCAGACUUGGCUGCGUGAUCAGUCAAGACAAUGAGCAUUUCCUACGUGCUGUUGAAGCGAACUCCUACUUCUCUUGCCCUUCGUCUCUAUCAGACUCGGCAACGUCGCGGAUGCUCUCUGACGACACUUGGGUCGAGCCAUUUAUACAAACAAAUCGUCAACGGCUGGCGCAGAACUAUACCAUCACGAUCAGAUUGCUGGAACGCCAUCGGAUUCCUUAUAAGAAGGGUCAAAAUGCUGGCUUCUUUGUUUGGGUGGGCUUGUUUGAUCGUCUCCGAAGGGAAGUGGAUGCCGCUCUUGAAGCAGGUGUACCGGGUACGUCUGAAAGCACCGCAAGGGAUCUCCAGAACAAGCUCCAAGAGACUUUACUAAAGCAAGCGAUCUUCCUCGCACUUGGUAUGGACUUUGGCGGUGAUGCGCCCGGCUGGUACCGGAUUGUCUUUGCUCAUGAGAAGGAGUAUCCCAAGCUGGGGUUGGGUCGGAUGAUUAAUGCCUUAAGACAGCAGCAGUGGUGCUAACCUCAUACUGAGCAAAUCCCAAAGCUGCAAGGCAGGAAUACCGAGCGG